Messenger RNA from Pseudozyma flocculosa PF-1, 2796 nucleotides. RefSeq lists its product as uncharacterized. The coding region runs from base 1 to 2796 and encodes 931 amino acids. The transcript has 4 exons. Gene Ontology annotation, molecular function: phosphate transmembrane transporter activity. Gene Ontology annotation, biological process: phosphate ion transport; polyphosphate metabolic process; monoatomic anion transmembrane transport. Gene Ontology annotation, cellular component: membrane. Lineage: Eukaryota; Fungi; Basidiomycota; Ustilaginomycetes; Ustilaginales; Ustilaginaceae. The record is from RefSeq and is a predicted model, not a curated record.
AUGAAGUUCUCGCAUAGCCUCCAGUUCAACAGCGUCCCGGACUGGGCGGACAAGUACGUCGCCUACUCGAACCUCAAAAAGAGCAUCUACCUCCUCGAGCGCGACCUCCCCAUGCUCCCCUCGGACAACGCCAACGCGGACGACGUCGAAAACGAGUCGGCAAACCUCCUCCAGCAGGCCGCACAGAGCGACACCGACCGCCACUUUGUGCCCCUGCUCGACAAGGAGCUCCAGAAGAUUGUCGCCUUCUUCAACGAAAAGCACGCAGAGAUGCAGGCCGACCUCGGCGCCCUCGAGCGCGACCUCGAACGCACCGAAAACGAGGAGAUCGACGACGACAGCGACCAGCCUUUCAGCGACGACGACGACGACGACGACGACGCCCUCGUCGACACGGUGCGCACCGGCAAGGCCAGCACCGGCCGCCGCAACAGCAUCGACCAGCUCUUCAACGACCCGCACCGCUACAACCGCGCCACCCGCGAGGAGCAGCGCCUCCGCGGCUGGGGCAGGUCCAGCACCGACGACGCCGCGGCGCGCUCGCGCAAGGACAGCCAGCUCACCGACCACAGCGCCUCGUCGCGCCGCCCCUCGACGGCCGAGGACGCCGUCGACGCCAUGACGGCGUCGCUCGAGCGCGGCCAGCUGCGACGCAACCGCGCCACGUCCAACGCCAGCCUCUCGCAGUCGCAGCCGCAGCGCGGCAAGUGGAACAUCUUUACAAAGAAGCCGCUCCGCCGCCGCUCGCUCGGCCUGCUGCACCCGGGAGACGGCAAUGGCGAGGCCGGCAUCGGCGGCGGCAUCGGCGGUGGUGGAGAGCGGACCGGCGGCGCGAGCGAGGCCGGCGACAGCAGUUUUGGCGGCUCCAAGGUCAUGAGCAUCUGGACGGCCGAAAACGACUACGCCAUCGACAUGCGCAUCACCUUCAAGCGGCGCAUCACCGACCUCUUUGUGGCGUUCAGCGAGCUCAAGCAGUUUGUCCAGCUCAACGAGACUGGGCUGAGGAAGAUUUUGAAAAAGUACGACAAGAUCACCAAGAGCGAGCUCAAGGACCGCUACCUCGACGGCGUGGUGCGGGCCGAGGCGCCCUUUAUGCGCGAGACGAUGCAGCGCCUCGACGAGACGAUUGCGCUGCUGGUGCAGUUCUACGCCAAGGUGGUGACCAACGGCGACGGCGAGGCGGCGCUGCAGCAGCUCAAGACGCACCUGCGCGAGCAGGUCGUGUGGCAGCGCAACACCGUCUGGCGCGAGAUGAUUGGCAUCGAGCGGCGGGCGCAGGGCGCGGCGCUCGAGCGCACCGUCAUGGGCUCGACGAAGCGCGCCGACUACGAGCCGGCCAAGCCGACGCGGCUGCGCACGCCGUGCGGCGCCGUGACGGUGCCGUCGUGGCUGAGCAUGAGCACGCUCCACCUCGUCGAUCGCGUUCACGGCGCGUGGCGGCGCGCGCCCGGCCUGCGCUUCUUCAACCGGGUCGAGGAGCAAAACUGCCUCGCCAUGCUCGUCUUCUGCACCAUCCUGUGGGCGACCGAGGUGAUCCCGCUGUUUGUCACGUCGCUGCUGGUGCCGCUGCUGGCCGUGACGCUGCGCGUGGCGCGCACCGACGACGGCCACGACCGGCGCAUGACGGCGAGCGAGACGACCAAGUGGAUCUUUUCGCAGAUGUUUGCGCCCAACAUGUGCCUGCUGCUGGGCGGCUUCACGCUGGCCGCCGCGCUGUCCAAGUACGGCAUCGACAAGAUCCUGGCCACCAAGGUGCUGCGCUUGGCGGGCACGCGGCCGAGCACGGUGCUGCUGGCGCACAUGUGCGUGGCGUGCUUUGCCAGCAUGUGGAUCAGCAACGUGGCGGCGCCCGUGCUCAUGUACUCGCUCAUCCAGCCCAUCCUGCGCAACCUGCCGUCCAAGUCGCCGUACGCCUCGAGCCUCAUCAUGGGCAUUGCGCUCGCCUCCAACAUCGGCGGCCAGACGUCGCCCAUCGCCUCGCCGCAGAACCUUAUCGCGCUGCAGUACAUGAAGCAGCCCGUCGGCUGGCUCCAGUGGUUCGCCGUCACGAUCCCCGUCUCUGGGCUGUCGCUCGUCGUCAUCUGGCUGCUACUGCUCUGGUCGUACGGCAGCGGCAGCGGCACCGUCAUCAAGCGCAUCAACGAGACGCGCGACCCGUUCACGCGCAUCCAGUGGUUCAUCGCCGGCGUCUCGGUGGCGACGAUUGCGCUGUGGUGCCUCGAAAAGAACUUUGAGUGGCUCGUCGGCGACAUGGGCAUCAUCGCCAUUGUGCCCAUCGUUCUGUUCUUCGGCACGGGCAUCCUGACAAAGGAAGACUUCAACACGUUCCUCUGGACCGUCGUCUUUCUCGCCAUGGGCGGCAUCGCCCUCGGAAAGGCCGUCACCUCGAGCGGCCUCCUCGAGAGCCUCGACGACGUCAUCCAGGAGAUUGUCAAGGAGCUUCCCAUCUGGCAGAUCCUCAUCUGUCUCCUCUGCAUCGGCCUCGUCGUGGCCACCUUUAUCUCGCACACGAUCGCCGCAGUGCUCCUGGUGCCCAUCGCGGCGCAGGUGGGCGAAUCGCUCGAGACGCCGCACCCGCGCCUCCUGAUCCUCGUCACGGCGCUCGUCGCCAGCGCCGCAAUGGGCCUGCCCGUCAGUGGCUACCCGAACCAGAUUGCCGUUUCCAUGGAGGACGACCUCGGCGACCGCUACGUCUCGGUAAAGGACUUCCUCAAGGUCGGCAUCAUCGCAUCCGUCUGCGCCACCCUCAUCAUCGGUACCAUUGGCGUCGUCAUCAUGUUCGCCCUCCAGUUCUGA